AUGGCUGGAGAAGAGGCAACUCAUGUGCCGGCCAAUCAGGGCACACAUAUCGCUGAAAUGUUGUCCGCAAACCCGCUGAAUCUCAAUAAACUCGGCUUCAACAAGUAUCCUAUCCUGCCUUUGAAGCAUCUUCCUGCACCACGUGUCAGAGAGAUCUACGAAAAGAUGGUUGACGACAUCUUUUCGGUUGUAUCUAUGACCCGCGAAGACUUUCCUCAGUGUUGGGAUCGAUGCGUCGCUCAACUUGAAUCAGGAAACGUGUUGUUGGCUACGAUUUUUACCGAAUUUGAAGGAUAUCGCACGAUCAAGAAGGCAUGUAAGAAGGCGCUCCGGAUGCCUCGCAUGGAUGAAACACCUUGCCUCCCUGCCCCAAUCAUGGUUUCUCUGAUCGUUUCUCUUAACUACCGCAAGAUAGCCCCCGCCAAGCCUGACAGCUCCAUUCUUGAGAUUCUUGACGAACAUGGCUCUGUGGCUUGGCUCAAGGUUGCCAUCCAAGUCUUUGGAACAACCGGCCAGAAUCCAUUCUUGGUCACGCGGGACAAUUCAGUCAACAGCCCGACAACCGAGCUAUCUGGUGAUAUCUGGACUGUCAAAGCAACCAUGCCGCCCCCUCACAGAUACCUCGCUGUUGUUCAUUGCGAACUUCCCAUCCUUCGUGCCGCCCCCGUGUUUGGGAACCACUUGGUCAGCGCAACCGAAAGUCCAGAUCAAGCCUUGCAACCACUUGACCGCCGUCUAAGCCGUGACGCAGGCGACGCGGUCUACACUAUGGCUCUGAACAUCACCCGGGAACAAGCUUGUGCCCGAGUUGGUGGGGUAAUCGAACAGAUGCGAGAUCCAGCAGUCAACAGAAAGGCAUUCAAGCCUGAGAUGGAACUCUUGAUGGAUUUCUAUACCUUUUCGGAUCGUAUCCAGACGUUUGAAGGUGUCUUGGCUCAGGAUAUAACCCAGAUCUCCUGGGAACACCAGCUCCCGGGUGAACGAAUUGAAAUGCAGGACUCAGACCUUGCCGGACCCUCUUUGGCAGUCCUCGCCGACACCUUCAACCAACUCCCCGAGGAAAGUUUGGAGAGGGCCCUCGGUAUCGAAGCCCUCAACAACGUGAAGAAUAUCCUCGACUACCAGCAACGCUCCCGUGACGAGUGA
This is a messenger RNA of Fusarium tjaetaba, 1146 nucleotides long. RefSeq lists its product as uncharacterized. The record is from RefSeq and is a predicted model, not a curated record. Lineage: Eukaryota; Fungi; Ascomycota; Sordariomycetes; Hypocreales; Nectriaceae. The transcript has 2 exons. Bases 1 to 1146 code for a protein of 381 amino acids.